AUGCGUUUCGCGACCCUCAUUACCGGCGCCAGCGCCAUAGCCCUCGCAACAGCAUCGGCGCUGCCUCGCCGCAACACUCUUUCUUCUCGCCAGACUACGAGCCGCCAGACUGUCGUCUACUGGGGCCAAAACGGGCCCGGCUCAUCAGAGAACAACGAUCUUUCCACCUACUGUACGGCUACUUCUGGUAUUGAUGUUAUCAUCCUCUCCUUCUUGUACGAGUUUGGCAAUGGCCAGAACAUCCCAGCCGGCGUCAUUGGAGAAUCAUGCUCCGUCUCCACUACCGGUGCUGGCUUCUUGUGUGACGAUCUAGCUUCAGCUAUUAGUACAUGCCAGGAUGCUGGUGUUACUGUUCUGUUAUCCCUUGGAGGCGCAUCUGGUUCUUACUCUCUGCAAUCGCAGGAGGAGGCCGAGGCCAUCGGUCAGUACUUGUGGGACUCAUAUGCAAACUCCGGCAACACUACUGUUGAACGCCCCUUUGGCGACGUCUUUGUGAAUGGCUUCGAUUUUGACAUUGAGGUCAACGACGGCUCUAGCCAGUACUACCAAUACAUGAUUUCUACUCUGCGUGCCAACUUCGAUUCUGACCCGGAUAACACUUACCUUAUCACCGGUGCCCCCCAAUGCCCUAUCCCAGAGCCCAACAUGGGCGUCAUCAUUGGCAACUCUACCUUUGACCGUCUCUGGGUUCAGUGGUACAACAACAACAACGGCCUCGACAACCACACUUACGAAUCAUGCUCUCUUGGUUUCGACGGAAAUGCACCUUUCAACUUUCUUCAGUGGGUUGACUGGCUUGCCGACACUCCUUCUGCUGAUGCUUUGCUCUACAUUGGAGCUCCUGCCUCUACGCUCGCUUCUAACGGCAACACUGGUGGUUCAAUUUACUACAUUACCCCAGCUCAACUUGCAACUCUUGUCGCCGAGACCGAGGGCAACUCCUCAUUCGGUGGCAUCAUGCUCUGGGAUGCCGGAUACUCUGAUGACAACGUCAAUGACGGCUGCACAUACGCGCAGGAAGCCCACAGCAUUCUCUUGACCGGCGAAGUCUGCGAUGGAGCUCCUAUUUCUGCAACUUCAGUGCCAAGCGCUACUUCUUCCAGUACUUCUACCACUUCUAAGAGUACCGCUACAAGCACUGCUACCACUACUACCACAACAUCCGUACCAACCACCACCGCAACCACGACCUUGGCCACCUCUACCUCUGCUACUUCCACUACCUCAUCGGUUUCUCCCAGCAGUACUUGCCCAGUCAGUGGAGGCUCCUGCUCAAAUAAUGGGGAAUAUGCCUGCGCUGGCAGCAGCUUUGGAAUUUGCGACAAUGGUGCCUGGAUCAUUCAGUCUUGUCCCUCUGGAGAUGUUUGCGUCCAGGAUGGAAGCAGUCUCUACUGUGCCGCUUCUGGAAGCGCCACUCCUGUCUGUGGAUGA
Messenger RNA from Talaromyces atroroseus, 1431 nucleotides. RefSeq lists its product as hypothetical. The coding region runs from base 1 to 1431 and encodes 476 amino acids. Gene Ontology annotation, biological process: carbohydrate metabolic process. The transcript has a single exon. The record is from RefSeq and is a predicted model, not a curated record. Gene Ontology annotation, molecular function: chitinase activity. Gene Ontology annotation, cellular component: extracellular region. Lineage: Eukaryota; Fungi; Ascomycota; Eurotiomycetes; Eurotiales; Trichocomaceae.